GAAGCCCGACCCAAAACCUCCCCCCAAGGGUGAAAGAAACCAGAGAGCGACCGAGGCGGAGGAGAGUGAGCAGCGGUCCCACGCGCCAGCCAGCAGCGGACCCCAUGGCCGCCGGCGACGGCGACGGCGCCGACCCGAUGGAGCUCGUGCGGGGGCAGUACGACGCCGACGAGCUCGCCAUCGCCGGGGAGUUCCUCACCACCUGGCUCCCCUUCCUCUCCGCCGGCCUCUGCCCCUCCUGCGUCGGCUCCCUCCGCGGCCGCGUCGCCUCCCUCCUCCCGCCCCCGCCGACGCCAGCGGAGGAGCCGGCGCCGCCGCCGACGGCCGAUAGGGUCGUUGCCACGGGGUGGGACUCGGAUCCGGCCGCCCCGCGGCAUCUCCCGUUCGAGCCCAGCGGGUGGGACUCGGAUCCGCCCCCGCCGCCGCAGCAGGCCGAGGCGGAGAAGCCCCGGAUGUCGUGGGCGGACAUGGCGCAGGAGGACGAGCUCGCCGCCGCCGCGGCCGCCGCCGACGACGGGGAGGAGGGGGAGGAGGAGGAGGAGGCCGGCGGGGCGGGGAGGCCGAGGGCGAGCCUGACGAGGGAGCAGCGGGAGCUGCAUCGGUUCCGGAACGUGCUGCGGAAGGACGACUUCAUAUGCCUCGAGAGGGUCAAGGGCAGCCUCGUCAACAUCCUCGCCGGCCUGGAGCUCCACGCCGGCGUCUUCAGCACCGCCGAGCAGAAGCGCAUCGUGGACUGCGUCUACGGCCUGCAGGAGAUGGGCAAGCGCGGGGAGCUUGGAGAUCGUACAUAUACAGAACCUGAGAAAUGGAUGCGUGGUAAAGGGCGUGUAACAAUUCAAUUUGGAUGCUGUUAUAACUAUGCUACGGACAGGAAAGGAAAUCCACCAGGCAUCAUUCGAACUUUUGUUUCUGAUCCGAUCCCUGAACUAUUUAAGGUCAUGAUUAAGAGAUUGGUAAGGUGGCGUAUUCUGCCAACGGAUUGUGUGCCAGACAGUUGCAUUGUCAACAUGUAUGACCCUGGAGAUUGCAUCCCACCACAUAUAGACAGCCAUGAUUUUGUUCGACCAUUUUGUACUGUUUCAUUCCUCAGUGAAUGCAACAUACUUUUUGGGUCUAGUCUGAAAAUCGCUGGUCCUGGAGAAUUUACGGGCUCAUUUGCAAUACCUCUGCCCGUUGGGUCUGUGCUCGUCAUAAAUGGUAAUGGUGCUGAUGUUGCAAAGCAUUGUGUUCCAGCGGUACCAUCCAAAAGGAUAUCCAUUACCUUCAGAAAAAUGGAUCCUGCAAAGCGUCCAUUCAGUUUCAAGGAUGAUCCUGAACUGCUGAACAUUACUCCUCUCGAAGCACCAGCUGCACCCGAAACCAGCAGAUCCUCAGAUGAAGGCAAGGGGAAGCAGCUUGAUGUACAAACUCGGGAUCCGGGCAGCAGAUCAUCCAGAAGCAGGAAAUCCAAAGGAAGAACGACACCUGCUGGAAAGACUGGAUGGGGCGGCAUUCUUGGAGACCAACCUCCACAGCACCCACAGAGCCCUGCCUCCAGUGUGAGCUCUGACAGAGAGAGGGACUCCAUUGGGAGGUCGAGAGAGCCAAGAUAUCCACCAAGUUCUGACAGAGAAAGGGACUCCACUGAGAGGUUGAGGGAGCCAAGAUAUCCGCGUGACGCGCCAUCCCAUGGGGAGGACCUCAGAGACCGGCUGAACAGGCUGCCUCAUGAGAGGACGUCUGGCAGCGGCGUGUUAUUCGUCAACAAUGGUGCGGACUCUCAGGCCAGGGGGCAACGGAUGGAGCACAGGCAGCUACAGAUGAUCAAUCGCACCAUCAACGAUGACAUGGACUCCCUCUCCUUCGGGAGCCAUGAGCCCUCCGACCAGCCCCGCGUGAGCGUGCGGACCAUACACAACAGACCAAGGACUAGAAUAAAUCUGGGUUGGUAGCCAGCCAUACCACGUGUGACUGGUCGUGUCUGUACUCAAAAUCUUCGGAGGCAAUGUCGGAAAAGUUUACCGAUACCUGGAAACUGGAAAGGGGAAGUUGUGAUGUACAUUUCAGGAAUUGAAUUCACUGAUAGAUACUACUGUAGUCAGGAGCCUAUUGUGUAGAUAAUCAGAGCUGUUAUUUUUCCUGGAAUGCUGUAAUUGUGUCUUGGUGUGGAUGAUGCGUUGCUUUGGUGGGAUUAUUGAUGACUGAAUAAUAUUGGCUGGGUGUAGGGCAGGAGUUUUUCCUGGAAUUAA
Messenger RNA from Hordeum vulgare subsp. vulgare (domesticated barley), 2228 nucleotides. Its product is annotated as RNA demethylase ALKBH9B-like. NCBI's taxonomy places the organism in Eukaryota, Viridiplantae, Streptophyta, Magnoliopsida, Poales, Poaceae. The record is from RefSeq and is a predicted model, not a curated record. The transcript has 6 exons. Gene Ontology annotation, biological process: mRNA catabolic process. The coding region runs from base 105 to 1931 and encodes 608 amino acids. Gene Ontology annotation, molecular function: mRNA binding; demethylase activity.